Molecule: messenger RNA, 1419 nt
Organism: Globicephala melas (long-finned pilot whale)
Lineage: Eukaryota; Metazoa; Chordata; Mammalia; Artiodactyla; Delphinidae
Source: RefSeq, a predicted model, not a curated record
AUGGCUGAGGAUUCGAAGCCUGAAUUUUACCUAAGGUGGAAACACUGUGAGACACCAGGUAUUAAGACUCUGUGCAGUCUAAGGACACUUCUGAACAAACUCCAGAAGGACCACAGAGAUGAUGUCUACAGGUACACCUCCGGACACCUGAACCCCAGCAAGCUCUACAGGCCUCUGGAGACAAUCCUGCAUCACUGGCCCAAUGCCAACAGGCCCAAGGAGGCAAACGUCUUGGGAGGAGAAAAGCCAUCUGACAAGAAGGCUGAAAAGAUGAAAGGUGCUUUAGCUUAUUUUGGCAUCAACACAGCUGUGGGCCCAGACGAUGCCGAGAACACACCGCUCUUCAGGUAUUUGAACCCUCUGACACGUGGUUCCCACGCUUCGGAGGAGGAUUCGAUUCCAAAGAAGGGUUUGAGAGAGGAAGGUGCCCCCGAACGGCCAGAGAGAGAAGAGCUCAGAUGGCCCAAGAUGAAGGUUCUGAAGUACAAAGAAGUGAAGUCCAGCCGUGAGUGUGCGAUGUGGCCCCCAGGCAGGGACGAGUUCCUGUACCUCAGCUCACACUUGGCUGGCAUAACAAAAGCAGACAAGUACAGGAAGUUCAUGAGUUUCCAGAAACAAGUUCUUGCAAAGCAAGAUGUCUUGAAGAGGGACUUCACUGGGAGCAAGGUGGCGACGUGCCAUGAAAAGAAGCUGGAGCAGAAGCUCCAGAAAAUAUGUGUCUGUGACCCUGAAGAGUUCAACAGACUACAGGUCUUUGGAGAAGUCUUUGAAGAUAUUUGCAAUAGUUCUUUGAUAUUUGGUGAUAUCUUGAAAGAAAUUAAGGAUGAAUAUGAACUCUACAUGUCAUUGCUUCUGAAGACCCAGCCCACAGAACAGAAGACUUUGCUGACUCACAUCCAUGGGCUGGAGACGAGGAGGGUGAGGACCGCAGAUGUCAACCAGGCCAGGGAGGAGCUGAGGGCGCUCGUGAUGGCCAUCAAAGCAGCCCUGGACCGUAAUGACAAACUCAAAAGUGAAUUGGAGCUGGAACGCAUGCUGCUGCAAUCCACUAAGAAGAGAUCAGAAUCACCUGAGAAAAAUGUAAUGAAGGAGGAGUGCCUUACUCUUAUUGAGAAGGUUGAAAAAAAGAGGUGUGAAGUGCUUAAUAAAUGGGAUGAAAUUCAAACUCUUGAAAGAGAAAUUAAAACAACUUUGGUUCAUACUGGAAUUUUGCAUAUCACCGAGAAAAAGAUUAAAAGCUUAGAGACUGAAACUAUAAAGUUGGAGACAGAAAAUAAAAUUUUAAAGAAGAAAAUACAAUUUAUUGAAAACCAUGUGAAGUGGAUCAUGGGGAAGAGCAAGCUGAGUGAGGGGGAGCAACAGAACCUUUGGGAAUUUAUUAAUGAAUUUGUAAAAUUAAAACAGACAGAUAACUCUUAA